Molecule: messenger RNA, 1440 nt
Organism: Eucalyptus grandis
Lineage: Eukaryota; Viridiplantae; Streptophyta; Magnoliopsida; Myrtales; Myrtaceae
Product: type IV inositol polyphosphate 5-phosphatase 9
Exons: 7
Coding region: 146-1306 (386 amino acids)
Biological process (GO): phosphatidylinositol dephosphorylation
Molecular function (GO): phosphatidylinositol-4,5-bisphosphate 5-phosphatase activity; inositol-polyphosphate 5-phosphatase activity; phosphatidylinositol-3,4,5-trisphosphate 5-phosphatase activity
Source: RefSeq, a predicted model, not a curated record
AUGGCCACAAGCAAAUUAGCUAGGUGCAUCAUCAUCCACGUCACCCUUCAAAUCCUCUUUUGCCAACUUGCUGAUACCUCCUCUCCAUAAAAUCUUCUCCACCCCAAGAACCACCUUUCACUGGGUUUUAUCUCUUUUACCUACCAUGUGGCCCAAAUCGGUAGUCAGCAAGAUCCAUGGAAAGAGGUUCAGCACCAGCAACAACAACUUCGUCGCCGACUUGCCGUGCAUCGACACGGAGACAGAAUUGGUGCCCCGAGUUCCAAGUUUAAAGCAGUCAUCGUCUUGUUAUUAUAGGAAAAGCCUCUUAGAUCAUCACGAGGAAACGCAUAAGUACAAGAUUUUCGUUAGCACUUGGAAUGUUGGUGGUGUUGCACCAGGGGAUGACUUGUCGAUAGAAGAUUGGCUCGACGUACGCAACAAUCCAUGCGAUAUUUACGUUCUAGGGUUUCAAGAAGCAGUUCCUCUGAAAGCUUCCGCCAUUCUGGGGUCGGAAAACUGGACAAUCCAAACGAAAUGGAACGCCGCGAUCGGGAAAUCCUUGAACCGAACGGGACACGAGCAAGACAAGUUCCUUUGCAUGGCGAGCAAGCAGAUGGUCGGAAUAUUGGUCACGGUUUGGGUUCGCAGCGAGUUGCUCCCGCACGUAAGCCAUCCAAGUGCUGCAUGCGUAGGCUGUGGCAUUAUGGGCUGCCUCGGCAAUAAGGGUUCGGUGUCAGUUCGAUUCAAAUUGCACGAAACGAGCUUCUGCUUUGUGUGCACUCAUCUUGCUUCCGGCAAUCGACAAGGAGAUCGUAAGUUAAGAAACUCCAACGUGGCUGACAUAUUGUCAAGGACAUGCUUCCCGGAGGGCCCUUCAAUGAAUUCGCCUAGAAAGAUCCUUGAUCACGAUUGGGUAAUCCUGCUAGGAGACUUGAAUUACCGGAUUUCCCUUCCGGAAGCAACGACACGGUCGCUUAUCGAGCGAAAUAAAUGGAAUAAGCUGCUAGAACACGAUCAGUUAAAGGCGGAGCUCAGGAAUGGUCGAGUACUCCAAGGUUGGCAGGAGGGGAGAAUCGAUUUCGUUCCUACCUAUAAAUAUUGCCCUACUUCGGACGUCUACUACGGAAGUGGCCAUGAGAAUAUCAAAGGAGGAAGAGGACGAGCUCCUGCAUGGUGCGAUAGGAUAAUAUGGUGCGGGGAAGGGCUGAAGCAGCACCUGUACACGAGAGGCGAGUCGAAGUUGUCCGACCAUCGGCCAGUGAAGGCGAUCUUCACCGCGCAGGUCGGUGUCUUGCCGAAGCUCGGAGGCCUUCAAAGCUUCUAGCGGAUCAAGAAACGUGUCGGCAGAUGAGAUUUCGCAGUCUGUGGCACGUCGAGCUUUCAAACUUUUCAGUGUUGAUUAAUUUCGUGCGCUGACGCUUUGUACAGUGAAUUGCCCAAAUCAAGUCCAAGUCGACG